This is a messenger RNA of Ceraceosorus guamensis, 1477 nucleotides long. RefSeq lists its product as hypothetical. The record is from RefSeq and is a predicted model, not a curated record. The transcript is spliced from 3 exons. The coding region runs from base 320 to 1285 and encodes 321 amino acids. Gene Ontology annotation, molecular function: oxidoreductase activity. Lineage: Eukaryota; Fungi; Basidiomycota; Exobasidiomycetes; Ceraceosorales; Ceraceosoraceae.
CCUUGCGGCUCUACGCAGUCCCUCUGCCUGCAGACAGAGUCUCAAUAGUCGUCCUAUUCUCAUUCAGCAGGGACGCUUGUAGGUAUCAGCGGGCAACACGUUCAGGAUCACGAUUUCAAGAUGAGCAUCCUCGCUGCAGGAUGAUUGCAAUGCCACUCAUUGUACUCGUAAUUCAUAAAGAGUGCCAGUGUUGCCUUGUCGAACAACAUGUUGCCACCCGCACACCAUUUGCGCACACUAGCACCGUCCCACAAGCUUGCUCUCCCUGAACCGCAAUCGCAGACCCAACAGCCUGCGCACGGCCGAUCGGAACCGCAGCAUGUCCGCAACCACUACGACUCAGACCCAAUCAUCUGCGGGACCUGCAGCGGGUACCGUCUCCCUGGCUGGGCUUCCAAAGAUCAAAGCUACGAUUGAGUACUUGGACGCGUCCAUCGCGAAGCCUUACCAUCGUGCACACCGCAACGAAGGUGAAGACCUGACCAAUGUGGUGCACGAGAGCAUAUCCGUCGACGUAACCGAUCUAGCAUCCACCACGCUUUCGGAGCGCGAAGCAUUCGGUCUAAACACGCACGGUGCAGGGUUCGAGAUAGUGCAUGGCUUCGGUCAACAAGAGACUGAAACAGGGUGGAGCGAGGAAAAGUGGAAUGACGAGGAAUGGAUCAAGCAGGCUUACUACAAAGAUGUGGAUCAGCUUUUGAAGGAUAAUUUGGCACAGAGAGGUCAGCAUGUGCAAAGCACCUUCAUCUUUGACCAUACCAUUCGCAAAGGGCAGACCAAGCAUACACCCGAUGAUCCCUUCAACCGAAAGCCCGUUGCUCAGGCUCAUUGUGAUCAGAGCCGAUGGUCCGGCGAGAAUCGCAUCAGGAAGCAUUUGGGCGACGAGACGCUUGCCAAGGUCAAGUCUGGCGAGCUAGCGGCUCAGCUGAUCAACGUCUGGCGACCUUUGCGUGGUCCCGUGGAAGAAGAUCCGCUAGCCGUAGCCGAUUCCCGCACAGUAGGCGUUCACGCCGACGGUACAUCCGACUGGGUUCAAGCCGAUCUGAUUUUCAAAGAUUGGACUGGCCAAUUCCUGUUGAUUCACAAGAAUCCGGUUCAUAGGUGGUACUAUCAUUCGAGCUUGAAGACUGAUCAGGCAAUCUUGCUCAAGUGCUACGAUAGCGAGACGGAGACUAGGACUCCCCAUACCGCCAUCGUCGACCCUACCUCGCCCAAGGGUGCGAAGCCUAGAUGGUCUAUGGAAGUCCGUGUGCUGGUUUUGCUCGAUCCAAAAGCUUCGCAGUAGGCGUCUACACCUUCAAGUCUGCUGCCCGAGAGUUAGGCCUCCUUGACCCGCUCGUUCCAGACUGUACUUUGACCCUUUUACACUGCGUACCCUGCUCCCUCGCAGCGUGGCAUGCCACGUGGUGCGACUGUACUUCGCAUGCUCAUUCCAAUGAAGAAGAAUAUCGCCAAUUCGAUGUUGAAAGUCAUCGCG